UAAUGUUGUUUACACUUUCCCGAGCAGCUGAGCGGGGGUCGGUUGUGUACAGAGAUCUCUGCAGGUAGAACUGCAACAGUGAAAGAUGGCGGAUGUAGAGUUCACAAACACAGAGUACGGGAAGAACUGGGUCCGUCUGCUGCACAUCCGCAGGUUAGGGGGGAAACACCAGGAUAUCAGGGAGCUGGAGGUAUGCACCAGCCUAACCCUGGACAGUAAGAAGGACUAUCUCCAUGGAGACAACAGUGACAUCAUCGCAACAGACACACAGAAGAACACAGUCUAUGCACUGGCCAAAACUAAAGGGGUGACCACCCCAGAGCAGUUUGGGCUAGACCUGUGCCAUCACUUCCUGUCCAGUUUCUCCCAUGUUACCAUGGUGAAGGUGGAUGUUACCAUGGCACCCUGGAGGAGGAUUAAAAUAGGAGGUCAGGACCACGCCCAUGCCUUCAUCAUGACUCCAGAUGCCGUCAGGUUCUGUCACGUGGAGCAGGCCAGACAAGGCCCACCGGUGGUGCAUGCUGGCCUUAAGGACAUGAAGAUCCUUAAGACGACCCAGUCGGGGUUUACAGGGUUCUUAAGAGACCGGUACACCAGCCUGCCUGACGCUGAGGACAGGUGUCUUGAGACAGUGGUGUACAGCAGGUGGAGGUACAGCACACUACAGGGACUGGACUUUGAUGCUGCAUGGAACAUUGCUAAGUCCACCAUCCUGGAGGAGUUUGCCGGCCCCCCGUCCACAGGCGCGUUCUCUGCCUCUGUACAGAAGACUCUGUAUGACGCUGAGUGUGAAAUCCUGGGCAAGGUACCACAGAUCAGUGAAAUUGAGAUGACGAUGCCCAAUGUGCACAACUUUACUGUGGAUAUGUCCAAGUUUGGGCUGGAGAACAAGGAUGAGGUGCUCAUGCCAGUUGACAAGCCAUCAGGCAACAUCCACGCUGCCAUCAGGCGCAAAACAACAUCCAAACUGUGAGACAAGAGUGCAGAGAGAGUCCACUCCCUACAGUGCCUGCCAGGUCCACCAAUCAGUGUUGAAUGAAAAAGUAUUGAAUCACUAGAUAGCGUGAAACAAUACCUGCAGUUAGAUGUGCAGAGGUUGGGUGUAACAGGUUGUUUGGUGUAAUAUAGC
Messenger RNA from Branchiostoma belcheri (Belcher's lancelet), 1129 nucleotides. RefSeq names its product uricase-like. The transcript is spliced from 9 exons. The coding region runs from base 86 to 973 and encodes 295 amino acids. Gene Ontology annotation, biological process: urate catabolic process; purine nucleobase catabolic process. Gene Ontology annotation, cellular component: peroxisome. NCBI's taxonomy places the organism in Eukaryota, Metazoa, Chordata, Leptocardii, Amphioxiformes, Branchiostomatidae. The record is from RefSeq and is a predicted model, not a curated record. Gene Ontology annotation, molecular function: urate oxidase activity.